CCUUGUAGGCGCUUCUGGAAGGAGCCGCUUUGUCAAAGCCAUUAUCUUAAAAAUUGUACAGAUUUUCAAGAUGAGCGAUACUUCUGAAGUGGUUCCAAAUUUUGAAGAGAUGUUUGCAAGCAGAUUUACACAAGACGACAAAGAGUACCAGGAAUACUUGAAACGUCCUCCUGAAUCCCCUCCAAUUGUUGAGGAAUGGAAUAGCAGAGCUGGUGGUCACCAAAGAAAUAGAGGCAACUGGCUGCAAGAUAACAGACAGUUUAGAGGUAGGGAUAACAGACGAGGAUGGCCAAGUGACAAUCGAUCAAAUCAGUGGCAUGGACGGUCGUGGGGUAACAAUUAUCCACAGCAGAGACAAGAUCCUUACUAUCAACAGUACGGACAAUAUGGUCACAACCAGCGGCCUCCCUAUGGUUACUACUGACAGAAAUGUUGCAGUUCUUAACAUAAGACCAUUCAUUGAUAAUGUGCUAAACCUUCAUUUGUCUUCUUUUGGUCAUAGUUUUUUCAUUCUAUUUUACAGAAUGGGUUGUUAAUUGUUUAGAACUUGAGACUUGAAAAAAAACUGAUCUUGCUAGAGAUGUGGUGAUUGAUGGGAAUAAAGUGUGUAUUAUAUUGUC
Messenger RNA from Phodopus roborovskii (desert hamster), 620 nucleotides. RefSeq names its product RNA guanine-7 methyltransferase activating subunit (gene Ramac). Lineage: Eukaryota; Metazoa; Chordata; Mammalia; Rodentia; Cricetidae. Gene Ontology annotation, biological process: RNA 5'-cap (guanine-N7)-methylation. The record is from RefSeq and is a predicted model, not a curated record. Gene Ontology annotation, molecular function: RNA binding. The transcript is spliced from 3 exons. The coding region runs from base 71 to 424 and encodes 117 amino acids.